CGCGUCGCGCUUUUCAAUUUACAUCCACGCAUUCUUGACUUCUAUUUCCCAGUUACUCGUGGUGGGAGCAUCUAAAUGCUCCGAGGCGAUGCUAGAGUCCCUCAAAUAUGUCCAGAAUGUUCUUUACGGCUGUCUCAGGGCUCGAAUUCAACAAAAGGAGAGGGGUUUUUCAGGUCUAAUCAUUGCAGGGCCAGUGUAAUAUCGAUUCUUAUCAGACGAGAGCGGUGAAUUUUUGGUAGACUCCUCUUUUCCCGUCUUGGCUUUAUCUACUAGAUGACGUCGCUGGACGAUUCCUUGGCACGGACUCGAAAGAUACUCAAGUGGCUGAUACACACAGACCACAACACUGGGGCUCAAAAUGAUUCCCUUGACCCCAAGAAUUUGGCACUCUCCCACUGACGACUACCAUGUCGAACGCUACGAAGGACGUACCUAUCGACCUCCACAUCCCCGACAACUACGUUCAGCACGCCCUGACAACGACCAAACCACGACCUCCAAUCACUCUCGCCAAUAUUCUCAAUGAAAUCAACUGGCUCUCCUUCAUCAUUCUCACCUCUACCCCAAUAAUGGGAGUUAUCGGCGCUUAUUACACCAAGCUGAGAUGGGAGACCGCUGUCUGGGCUCUUGUAUAUUACUACGUCACUGGUCUUGGUAUCACGGCAGGGUACCAUCGUCUCUGGGCUCAUAGGUCAUAUAAUGCUUCAAAGCCGCUCCAGUAUAUGCUCGCCAUGGCGGGAGCUGGUUCCCUGGAAGGAUCGAUCAAGUGGUGGUCUCGAGGUCACCGUGCGCACCACCGGUAUACAGACACUGAUCUCGAUCCAUACAAUGCUCACCGGGGAUUUUUCUACUCGCAUGUUGGCUGGAUGCUCGUCAAGCCUAGGCGGAAGCCCGGUGUCGCGGAUGUCAGUGAUCUGAGCAAGAAUAGUGUUGUGAGGUGGCAGCACAGGCAUUACUUGACGCUCAUCUUGACGAUGGGGUUCCUCUUUCCCUCUGCGAUCGCGUGGCUGCGAUGGGGUGACGCGAAGGGUGGGUUCGUAUAUGCUGGUGUUUUGCGACUAGUCUUCGUGCAUCACUCGACUUUCUGCGUCAAUUCUCUCGCUCAUUGGCUCGGGGAGACUCCUUUCGAUAACAAGCCUACGCCAACGGACCAUAUGAUCACAGCUUUCGCUACCAUCGGUGAGGGAUAUCAUAACUUCCACCACCAAUUCCCGAUGGACUACAGGAACGCGAUCAAGUGGUACCAGUACGAUCCCACGAAAUGGUUCAUUUGGUCGAUGCAGAAGAUUGGACUUGCGAGUCAUUUGAAAGUUUUCCCUGAGAAUGAAGUUCGCAAGGGUCAACUGACAAUGCAACUCAAGCGUCUUCGGGAGACCCAGGAAUCGCUUACUUGGCCCAUGAACAGUGAUGACCUACCUGUUAUUUCGUUCAAGAGCUUCCAGGAUCAGUCACUGAAACGUCCCCUCAUCCUCAUUUCAGGUUUCAUUCAUGACGUUUCCACGUUCAUGGAUGAGCACCCCGGUGGAGCUCAUCUCCUUGUCAAGUUCAUCGGCAAGGAUGCUACCACAGCCUUCUUCGGUGGUGUGUACGAUCACUCAAACGGAGCUCAUAACAGUCUCGCUAUGAAGCGUAUAGGUAUACUUCACGGUGGACAUCCUCAUAUCUUGGACAUCGCCAAACGGAUCCCGCCUAGUCAACAGUUGAAAAUUGCGCGCUACAAUGAACUGAGCUCCAACUAUGCUAGCAGCACCGCCUGGAGUGAUGAAGAGGGGUCGGCGGAAGGUACCCCUGUCAAGAAGCUUUCGUUGUUAUAAGAGAAGGUUCUCGUUACUGAACCCUUUCCCCCAUGCCGUCCUUGUUUCCAGAUAUUAAACUGAUUCGCUGUCAUAAAUGUUGUAUUUCAAUUGUGCCCGUCUGCAAUCUUAACGAUAGUAUGUUCCAUGCACUAUUUCUCCUGCCUUAUCUGGAGAACAACAACAG
Molecule: messenger RNA, 1980 nt
Organism: Desarmillaria tabescens
Lineage: Eukaryota; Fungi; Basidiomycota; Agaricomycetes; Agaricales; Physalacriaceae
Product: delta 9-fatty acid desaturase protein
Exons: 5
Coding region: 408-1814 (468 amino acids)
Biological process (GO): unsaturated fatty acid biosynthetic process
Cellular component (GO): endoplasmic reticulum membrane
Molecular function (GO): heme binding; iron ion binding; stearoyl-CoA 9-desaturase activity
Source: RefSeq, a predicted model, not a curated record